Oryza brachyantha (malo sina) is the source of this 2118-nucleotide messenger RNA. Its product is annotated as ankyrin repeat-containing protein NPR4-like. Bases 1 to 1908 code for a protein of 635 amino acids. The record is from RefSeq and is a predicted model, not a curated record. Gene Ontology annotation, molecular function: protein phosphatase 1 binding; protein phosphatase regulator activity. NCBI's taxonomy places the organism in Eukaryota, Viridiplantae, Streptophyta, Magnoliopsida, Poales, Poaceae. The transcript has 4 exons. Gene Ontology annotation, cellular component: plasma membrane.
AUGGAUCUCACAAGUGCUGUCUGUGAGCAUGACAUUCCUGAACACCUGUUCAUGUGCUCUGAACUCUACAUUGCAGCAUUUGAAGGGAACGCCGAUCAGGUCACCGGACUUUUAGACGGAAGCGGCGCCGCCCGAAACGGCUGGUCGUCACCGGCGGCGCAGCCAACUGCUCAACACGAUGGAGCCUGUGACAUCCACGAGGUGACCGCAGAGCGGAGCACGCUGCUCCACCUCGCCGCGGCGCAAGGGCACGACGGACUGAUCACCGAGCUCUGUCGCCGGGACAGCGGCCUACUCUCCACGAAGAGCUCGUCGGGCGACACGCCGCUGCACUGCGCGGCGAGGGCGGGGCACGCCGGGGCGGUCGGAGCCAUCGGCAGGCUCGCGCGCGCCAACGUGGAGGAGGACAGGCUGCGGGACGCCCUGCGCGGCAAGAACGAGGCCGGCGACACUGCGCUGCACCUCGCCGCGAGGCACGGCCAUGGCGAGGCGGCCGAGGCGCUGGUGCGGGUGGCGCCGGAGACGGCGGCCGAGUUGAACGGUGCCGGCGCGUCGCCGCUCUACCUGGCGGUGAUGAGCGGGUCAGUGCGCGCCGUCCGAGCGAUCCUGUGGUGCAGCGACGCGUCGGCUGCCGGCCCGAAAUCGCAGAACGCGUUGCACGCUGCCGUUCUCCAGAGUUCGGAAAUGGUCUCUUUGCUACUGCAAUGGAAACCAGGGCUGGUCACCGAUCUUGACAACAACAAGAGCAGCCCAUUGCAUUUUGCUUCAUCUGACGGCGACUGCACCAUCAUCAAAUCGAUCCUAGCUCAUGCACCUCCCAGAGCUGCACACAUGCAGGACAGCCAAGGACUCUCACCGCUGCAUGCUGCAGCGCUGAUGGGGCAUGCAGCUGCAGUCCGGCUGCUAAUCCAAUUCUCACUGGCUUCGGCAGAUGUUCGAGACAAGCAUGGCAGAAGCUUUCUACAUGUGGCAGCUGUGAAAGGUCAUUGUGUGAUCGUCUCGCAUGCCCUAAAAACCAGGAUGCUCGAGCAUCAUCUGAAUGCUCAAGAUAGGGAGGGGAACACGCCUCUCCAUUUGGCGGUGGUCGCAGGAGAAUGCAAUGUUGUUUGUAAGUUGUUGUCAAGUGGAAAGGUGCAGACUCAUAUCAUGAACAAUGCAGGUUGCACACCAUCUGACCUUGUGAAAGAUUGCAGAGGUUUCUACUCCAUGGUCAGAUUAGUGGUGAAGUUGUACGGUUCAGGAGCUCAGUUCCAGCCACAGAGGCAAGACCAGAUAGAGAAAUGGAAUGGCCAGGACAUCAUGAAAUGGCGGGAGACAACAUCAAAAAAUCUCGCGGUUGUCUCCACACUCGUGGCAACAGUCGCCUUCUCAGCAGCGUUCAAUGUUCCUGGAUCAUUCGGAAACGAUGGGAAGGCAGUCCUGAGUGGGGAUCGCAUGUAUGAUGCCUUCCUAGUUCUGGAUACAUUUGCCGUUGUCAGUUCAGUGAUGGCAACAAUACUGCUGAUCUAUGGAAGAGCCUCACGAUCUAAUCGCUCAUGGGUAGGGUUCAUGAUCGCACUGCACUUCCUGUGGAUGUCACUUAACAGCAUGGUGCUAGGGUUCUUUGCUGCUAUGGCCGCCGUGACUAACCAGAAGAAGGGCAUGAGGACGGUGAUGUCGCAGGUGAUCUACUACGGGAUGUACUAUUUGGUAAUGCUGCUUAUAAGCCUUGCAACACCAGGGUCGCUUACAGGCAACUUGAAGUUCUUGAUAGGAAGUUGCAGGGAACGGCAGCGACGCAUUAAGAGACGCAUCAGUCGGCAGUAUCCGUUCGCCAUCAGUUAUACGUUUAAUGUGGUUAUGUUCAUAGUACUAAGUUGUGUAGCUAUUACUUCGGUUGAUGUCACUAGAACCUUCCUUGAUGGGUGAUGUACAUGGGCACCCAGAAUUUAGGUUGGUUGAGUGUAGUUUAUGGCAACCAAUACAAAAGUGAAAUGGCAUACAACUAUCAUAGUAUAGCAUCACUGCCACAUCUAAUCAUUUUAAUAAAAGCAUUUGUGCCAUAACUAAAAUAACAAGGACACGCCUGUAGAAACACUUUUUAGCAUAUCAAUGUUAUGUUUAGACGAGUUUUUUUGA